AACAGUGUCCAUUAGAGAGGUUACACAGAGAGGUAUUUGGAGAGAGAAAGAGAAAGAGCGCGCGUCGUUUUCGUUUUUCUCGAGUUUUUAUUUUGGUGCCAAAUCAUUUGGAUUUUCCCUCUUCUUUCAAAUUUUUCUCUUCACUUUUAAACUUUUUCAUCUUCCCUCUUCUUUUUCGUCUUCACAAAACCCUUUUCCCGAAACCAAUUUCGCUAUUUUUCUUCUCAUAAUUUUAAAACUAAUUUUUCUCUCAAAAAUCUCGCGUCUUCGAAACUCAACGAUUUCCGUUCUCUGAUUUAAGCCGUUUAUUUUUUUAGGUUUUUUCUACCGUUGUUUUAAACCCUAAUUUGAAACUUCCAUUCAAACUUCAAUGUCUUGCUCAAGUUCUCCUUCUAGAGCGAGUUCACUUUCGGAAUCACUCGAAGUCGAUCGAGUGAAUCCUAUGUUGACUGAUCUUGGCGGAGGUUCCGUUCGGUCCCGUGUUCCGGUUAACUCUUCUGAUGAACAGGCAACGCAAGACAAAAUUAUGGCGGCACUUUUCAAUAUCCUACCCGAGGAGGAGGAUCUUGAUCAGCCAGCCUCUUAUGAGAUAUACAACGGCGAUUCGGAAUUUAUUUUGCCGGAGGACUUGGAUCCUGACUGUCAACCUCUCAAUUCGGCCUCGCCUGCUGAUGAUUUGCUGCCGGAACCAUGGUUUUCCGAGGAUGCUCUCGAUGAUAGCUGGUCGUAUGAUGAUGAACCGUCAAAGGAUGACGUUUAUGACUCUGAUUCUAAAGCUGCACCGUCGAUGAUUGGAGCUGGGCUGGCCAACCUUGGGAACACUUGCUUUCUGAACUCGAUUACGCAAUGCUUCACGCAUACAGUGCCUCUAGUUGAGGGUCUUCUUUCGUGCAACCAUUCUACUGAUGGUCAUAAUGGGUACUGCGUCAUUUGUGCUUUCCGCUACCAGAUGCAACAUUCCUUGCAGUCUACUGGAACUGUUAUCUCACCUGUGAUACUUGUGGAUAAUUUGAAGCAUUUUUCUUCUAUGUUUAGAAGACAUCAACAAGAGGAUGCACACGAAUUUAUGCAGUGUGCAUUGGAUAAACUCGAUUCAUGUUUUUUAAGCUUGAAGAAGAAUGAUCCAAGUUUUGAGGGUGAGAAUAUUGUGAACAAAGUUUUUGGAGGAAGUCUGGUCAGCAAGCUCCGAUGUUGUACCUGUGGCCGCUCCUCUGACACUAAGGAACCAUUGAUUGACUUGAGUUUAGAAAUAGACAAUGUAGAUUCUUUGUCAAGUGCUUUAGAAUCUUUCACUAUGGUGGAAAACAUUGAUGAAAAGCUUAAAUGUGAGGGCUGCAAUGAAGAAGUUUCUAUGGAGAAACAGCUUAUGUUGAAUCAGACCCCUUCUAUUGCUGCAUUUCAUUUAAAGAGGUUUAAGACAGAUGGGAUUUUUGUUGAAAAGAUUGACAAGCAUAUCGAUUUCCCUUUGGAGCUGGACUUGCAGCCUUACACCAUUUUGAAUGAAAACAAUAAUGUACCAUUGAAAUAUGAUCUAUAUGCAGUUGUUGUGCAUAUUGGAUAUUCAUCUAACUCGGGGCAUUAUUUCUGCUUUGUUCGCACUGCUCCAGACACAUGGCAUAAGUUGGAUGAUUCAAAGGUUACCAAGGUAUCAGAAAAGACUGUGCUGUCUCAGGAAGCAUACAUAUUGUUUUAUGCACAGCAAAAUACUCCUUGGUUUUCAGAGUUUGCAGAAUCUACAAUUCCAUCCCUGGAUUUUAGUACGAUGAAUACAUCUCCCAAGUCUGUUUUAGACAUCACUGAUGGCCAGGAUAAGUCAUCUCCUGUUUCAAAUGAAAAUGUUGAAGUGAAUGAGGCUGAGGACUCCAAAAAUUUUUCUGAAAAGAAGUUGGAUUAUUCUAGUCGGCAAUGUCGUGAGUUGCUUAAAAUUGAUGACAUCGUUGAUGCUUCUCCUCGCCGUGAACAAAUUCCUGCUGGACCAUCAAAUCAGAAAACUCUUAAUGUGAAAAGAUUGGAAGAUAUCACCUCCAAAGCACUGCCUCUGAAUAGUGUCAGCUUGACUAGUACUGCAAAGGCUGGUGGGAGUUCAUAUGUUGAUAAAAGUGCUCAUAAAAACAAAUCUAGUCAGAGUGUUCUAGAUUUGGAAGAGGAUGAUAUUUUCAAUUCUAUUACUCCUCCCAACACACCCCCUUCUCAGACUCCAGGUAAGAGUUUCCAGAUCUCACGCGAUCACGUGAAGACAGAGAAUCAAGGGAGCAGUAAAAAAUCAUCAUCAAGUAAGUCAAAUAAGUCAUCCAAUAGUCCUGGAAAAAAAGAGGCUAUCUCUUAUCUUAGGAAGAUGCCUGGUUCAAGGAGAGGUGUAUUUAUGGGCUUACUUAAUGCUAGUCAAAACAAGACUUCCCCAGAUAACAAGAGAAAACACACUGAUUCAUCGCUGUCUGACAAAGGAAACAACAGCGCUCGCAAGAAAUCAAGCCAUGCUUCUGAUGGCGGCUACUCUGCGGCAGCUAGAGUUUCACAAUAAAUAGUCCUUGGCUUUAGGCAUUAUGUACUUGAUUUUUUUUAGUGAAAAAUACCUUUAUCUGUGGUCUUAUUGCUAAAAGUUGUCAACACCUUUGCCAAAUUGUAUAGUCACUACACAACAACCCUUGUUCCUAUUCUGCAAAGAACAUAUACAUAAUGUAAUUGUGGACAAGGAUGUUUUGGUAUAUUAGAAAUGACAGCAUUGAUGA
This is a messenger RNA of Vicia villosa (hairy vetch), 2729 nucleotides long. Its product is annotated as ubiquitin carboxyl-terminal hydrolase 20-like. Gene Ontology annotation, molecular function: cysteine-type endopeptidase activity; cysteine-type deubiquitinase activity. NCBI's taxonomy places the organism in Eukaryota, Viridiplantae, Streptophyta, Magnoliopsida, Fabales, Fabaceae. Bases 371 to 2521 code for a protein of 716 amino acids. The record is from RefSeq and is a predicted model, not a curated record. Gene Ontology annotation, cellular component: cytosol; nucleus. The transcript is spliced from 8 exons. Gene Ontology annotation, biological process: protein deubiquitination.